Calliphora vicina (urban bluebottle blowfly) is the source of this 874-nucleotide messenger RNA. Its product is annotated as intermembrane lipid transfer protein vps13F. NCBI's taxonomy places the organism in Eukaryota, Metazoa, Arthropoda, Insecta, Diptera, Calliphoridae. The record is from RefSeq and is a predicted model, not a curated record. The transcript has 2 exons. Bases 107 to 604 code for a protein of 165 amino acids.
AAAUUUAACAAGCACAUGUCAGUUGAAAAGAAAACCCCAAAAUAAUUGUAAAACAACAACAACAACAAAAAGAAACCAAAAAUAUAAAAUUGAACAAUAACUAAAAAUGACACCAGAUAUUAUAACGAAAGCAACAAUGACAGCUGCAACAGCAACAGCACCCAGCAUAUCGAAAGCAAUAUAUACAGUAUCAUCAGCAACAACAAAAACAUCAACAUCAACAUUAUCAUCAUUGUCAAUGAGAACAGCAACAACAGCAAUAUCAGCAGCAACAUCAACAACAACAUCAUCGCCAUCGACAACAUCAAUUGUGCAGCGACAUCGAUUAACAAUCGAAAAAUUGCGACAUCGAGUGCAUCAAAUAUUGAAAUGUGUAAUUAAUUUGCAUAUUGAUAUAUUGGUUCUUGAGUCGAAUGUAAAUCAACUGUUAGACGAGGUUAAAGAAUUCAAUGCCGAUUUAAUGGAAGUCAAGAGAUUAGAUGAUCUUAUCGAGACUUUAAGAGACUACAGUGGACCCACCAUAUACCAUGAAUGGCCAUUUCCCUUAGUAUGUCAUGCUACUAUAGAUGAAGCUGAUUUAGCACAAACUCUUAAUACAUCAUGAUGCUAAUUAUAAAAAAUAUAUAUACUCGUACUAUACUACUAUCUAUCAUUUAAUCAGGAGCCUAAACAUCUAAAUUUAAAUUUUUGUAUUAGAAAUAUGUAAUUCUGUUUAAUAUUUAUUUUGCUCCUGCAUUUAAUUCAACAAUGGACUGUUAUUUAUGUAAUUUGUAUUAAAAUAUUUAAUUUUUAACCAUAUGUAAAUGGAGUUUGUUUUUCCUUUUUUCUAAAUAAACAAUAAAGACCGAAAUGUUUUUAAUUAUUUUAAGCAAAA